AUUUUACGAGCGCAUUUAUUGUAUUGUACUUUUGUGAGUGGGGACACGGGUGUCGCGGUCACAUUUCUGGAGCAGGAUGCGGCGAGCGAUGUUCUUUCCGGGCUUCUGUUUUUCACAAUAAAGUGUAAAAUGCUUUAAAAACCCUGCUGCAAUCCAACAUCAACAUGACCCUCUAAACACCUCGCAAACUGGACCUCGACCCCGCUGCAGGCAGCUCAACUGCUGCCAUGCUUCAACUCAGUGUACUGUGAUUGUGAAGAAGACAUUUUCAUAUUAGGGGAAUGCCAACUCCGGUUCAACAUGCAGCACUGGGCACGUCAAGGAAGAUAAUUCAACUCAACUGCUGAGGCCUUAAACCUGAGACCUACAACGAAAAAACCUGCAGUUCCAUUUGGACACCUGAAGCAACUUACAGCUCCCGGGGAGGAUUAUGUCCUUAUAGCCGACGACCUGAGCUUCUCCAGCGUGCCACGGCUACAGUCGAUCAGUGCUGCUCCCCUGACGCGCGGCAGGAACCAUGGACGACCCCUACCACAACAACGUGAACCAGCAGGUGACGGAGGGCGGAGAGUACACCUACACCCAGGACGGAGGGGGCUACCCUUACCAGUCGGACUACCCUCCGCAGGACGAGGACGCUGCGAGCGAUGACACCGAGGGGGCAGACGAGGACAACCAGAUGUACGAGGGGGAGUACCAGGGCGUCCCCCACCCCGACGAGAUCAAGGAGGCGCGACGGGCGGCUCGGGUGGAAGCCAGGAGGAAGGCGCGCCUGGCUGCCCAGCAGGAAGAGGACGAGGACAACCUGCCAGAGCAAUACGAGGCGAUCAUGGAGGACUGCGGCCACGGGCGCUUCCAGUGGACGCUGUUCUUCGUGCUGGGCCUGGCACUAAUGGCCGACGGGGUGGAUGGCUUCGUGGUCGGCUUUGUUCUGCCCAGUGCUGAGAAGGAUAUGUGCAUAUCCAACGCUGACAAAGGAUUGCUGGGUCUACUGGUGUACGUGGCCAUGAUGGUGGGGGCCCUGGUAUGGGGGGGACUGUGUGAUAAGAUGGGCAGGAGGAAGUGUCUGAUCUACGUGCUGACCAUCGACCUGGUCUUCUCCUUCCUGUCCUGCUUCGCUCACAGCUACGGCUUCUUCCUCUUCUUCAGGUUCUGCUCAGGCUUCGGAAUUGGCGGCUCCAUCCCGAUAGUGUACACCUACUUCACCGAGUUCCUGCAGAUGGAUAAACGUGGAGAACAUCUGAGCUGGCUGUGCAUGUUCUGGAUGCUGGGAGGCCUGUACGCCUCCUUCACUGCCUGGGGGAUCAUCCCUCACUAUGGCUGGGGCUUUUCCAUCGGUUCAGAGUUCCAGAUGCACAGCUGGAGACUGUUUAUCCUGGUGUGCCUCUUCCCUGCGCUGGCCGCUCUCGUCGGAGUCAUCUUCAUGCCGGAGAGUCCACGUUUCCUCCUGGAGAGUUCCCGACAUGACGAGGCCUGGAUGAUCCUGAGACGAGUUCACGACACCAACUGGAAGGCCAAGGGGGAGCCGGAGAGAGUUUUCACCGUGACCAACAUUAAGACCCCGCAGACGCAGGACGACGAGUUCAUAGAGAUCCAGAGUGACACUGGCACCGCCUUCCAGCGCUGGACCGUCAGACACAUGACCAUGCUGCAACAGGUGAUGGCUAACAUCAUGUCACUAUCAGCUCCAGAGCUGAGACUGCAGGGCCUCCUACUGGUUAUUGUCUGGUUCUGCUUGGCCUUCAGCUACCACGGGCUGGGAGUAUGGUUCCCUGAUAUGAUCAAGUACAUGCAGUAUGAAGAAUACGAGUCCAAGGUUCGAGUGUUUCACCGGGAACGGGUCGAACACUUCCACUUCAACUUCUCUCUCGUCAACCAAAUUCACCGCGAGGGAGAGUACAUCCAUGACAAGUUUGCAAACAUUGAGAUCCGGUCUGUGAAGUUUGAGGAUUCUCUGUUUGAGAACUGCUACUUUGAGGAUGUCAAGUCAACUAACACCUUCUUUGACAAUUGUACCUUCAAAAACACGAUCUUCUACAACACAGACCUCUGGCACGAAAAGUUCAAAGAGUGCCGGAUGGAGAACACCACCUUCCUCCACCCGAAGAAGGGCUGCCAUCUGAACUUCCAGGAGGAGAACGACAUCGUCAUCUACAUGGUCAGCUUCCUGGGCAGUUUGGCCGUGUUGCCUGGCAACAUCAUCUCAGCGUUAUUCAUGGACAAGAUUGGAAGGAUCAGAAUUAUAGGCGGUUCUAUGCUGGUUUCGUCUGCCUGUACUUUCCUGCUGCUGUUAAGUUUCAGUCAAGGAGCUGUAAUAUGUUGGCAGUGUCUCUUCUACGGCACCAGCGUGGCAGCCUGGAACGGGCUGGAGGUCAUUUCCGUGGAACUCUAUCCAUCCUCUAAAAGGGGGACAGCAUUCGGCAUCCUGAAUGGAAUCUGUAAGUUUGCCACCAUCAUUGCCAGCUUCAUCUUCGCAGCCUUCAUCGGCAUCACCAAGAUAAUCCCCAUCUUCCUGGCCUUCGCCGCCCUGGUCUGCGGAGGCCUCGUGGCUCUCAAGCUGCCCGAAACGCGGGAGAAGAUCCUGUCUUGAAAAGCCAAACUCCCGCAGCCUCCAGGCCCCAAACACAGUAUCGCUAUGGGGAAAGCUUCUUUGGUUUUGUGGAAAAGUGGCAUCUUCGACUGAAGCGGAAAGACAAAAAGACCGAGGCCAUGUUGUGCUUCCUGUGUUUAUUACAGUCUGUCAUGGUUAUACUGUAUUGAUUAAAUAUGUUGAAAACCUAUUCGGUUGCCUACAUGGACCAGUGUUGCUUUCUGUUCCUUCAGUGAGCUCCAUACAAAACCAGUGUUUGUCAUUUCCUUUUAAUAUUCCCAUCUAUGUGCACGCACACACACACACACACACACACACACACACACACACACACACACACACACACACACACACACACGCACCCACAACCACGGUAUAGCAACAUUUGUUUUUUGUUUGAGGUUUGUGUAAAAGAAAGAUUUAUUUGAGAUGAAGUUGUAUCUGUACUUGAAAGGUAAUGUAGUCCAUGUUACCAUGUUGUGCUUUGAUUUCAUUCCCAGCUGGAAGAAAAAAAAAGGACAGACAGGUAGUAUAAGCCUCACUGCCAUGGCUCAACAGCACUAUCACUGUGGGUUGUUGCUCAGAGUUGAAAACACUUCUUUCAUACACUCCGUCUUUAUUUAUUCUGCACUGUCCUAGUCUUUAAUAAACGUUAUUGCUUGGUUUGUUCUCUGUAGACAUGAACUUGGAUUGACCAUUUUAUUACAUGUUCAUAUUUUUUUUUUUUUUAUCUCCUCGACUUACGUUAACUUCGCCCUCUUGACCCCGACUGGAUGUAUUUCUCCCCGUUCGUCGUCUUGUCCUCACGUCUGACACGUCGCGUGUGUCCUUGUACUGUGUUCUGUAGGUUGUAGGAGUCUUAUCCGUCACAUCUUGCCAUGACAACGUGUAAGGAAUUGUUCUGUUUGUUUGUUUUUGUCGAUUUAUUUUUUUGUCUUUUUUUUUUUUCCUUCUUAAAAAAAAAAGAGAAUGAUACAAAACUGUGAGAUUUAAUGUUUUGAUAUGAUGCUCUCAUUUUAAUGUUCUGACGAAGAACCGCUUUACAGAACCUGCUGCAUUUCUGACGACGUGUCAAGAUUUCUAUGGAGCAUUUUUUCUUUUUUGGGGGCAUGGUUGAGUCGUGUGUGUGUGCGCGCGCGCGUGGGGCUGUUAUCCACGCAUCUGUGAAUUUAAUGAAACACAAUAGUCUAAUUAACAAUACUGUAUUUGUUGGUGUACAUAUUGUAGGCCUGUGUAUAUUAGUUGUAAAAUAGUAGCUCCGUCAUGACUUGAAUAAAGCUGAGGGCUUGUGAUCCA
Messenger RNA from Scophthalmus maximus (turbot), 3886 nucleotides. It is a transcript of the gene sv2ba, whose product is annotated as synaptic vesicle glycoprotein 2Ba. Gene Ontology annotation, biological process: transmembrane transport; chemical synaptic transmission. Lineage: Eukaryota; Metazoa; Chordata; Actinopteri; Pleuronectiformes; Scophthalmidae. Gene Ontology annotation, cellular component: membrane. Bases 518 to 2590 code for a protein of 690 amino acids. The transcript is spliced from 15 exons. Gene Ontology annotation, molecular function: transmembrane transporter activity. The record is from RefSeq and is a predicted model, not a curated record.